Molecule: messenger RNA, 1146 nt
Organism: Olea europaea var. sylvestris
Lineage: Eukaryota; Viridiplantae; Streptophyta; Magnoliopsida; Lamiales; Oleaceae
Exons: 4
Coding region: 1-1146 (381 amino acids)
Source: RefSeq, a predicted model, not a curated record
AUGAGCCAGCAUAGAGAAUGCUCCCUCGAAAGAGAAGUGGGCAGUGAAGCCACAUCCUAUGUGCAAGGGAGCCAGCCAGCAGAACCACAGCUAGGGGACAAUUUUCCUCAAGAAUAUAAGGAACAGAGAGCCUUCCAUCUAACCCUAGGCGGAGCUACUGAAGUGUGGUAUAGCAGACUUCCUCCCCUGAGCAUUAGGAGUUGGCCAGAUUUGAAGAAAGCAUUCUUCAACCAAUAUCUCUCAUCUCUGAAAGGUGGCCACAACAUAAACACUUUAUUCUGGAAGGACGUGCCCAGCAAGAAUCCUGCCACCUAUGAUGAACUGGUGGAAAUGAUGAGAAUGGAAAUCGUCAGUGAAGAAAUGAUUGAUCAUCGAAACAAUGCUGCGCAGGGACUCCCUCCGCCUCAGAGACAGGCACUGGCUUCCGCCACACUGAAUGUAGUGCCAGUAUUGGCUUACGAGAAUGCUCCUGGCGAAGCAGGACCAUCUGGAAGAACUGAUAGUAAGAAGAAGAAGAAGCGAUUAAACAGGCCCUUGGAAGGGACAAUGUUUUGCACUUUCCACCAACUUUAUGGGCAAGACACCAACGAGUGCAGAGAUGCUCCUCGAAGCUCGGAUCGGAGCGAGUCACACCCCUUCAGGAGGAACGAAUAUCUUCGCAGAUCCGCCUCCCCGAACAGGGGAGAGAGAAGGCAUAGAGAGCAAUCACCCCGGAGAAGAGAAUCAAGGGACCAAGGAGAGUCCAGAAAAAGAGAUCAGGCCUCAUUUUCUGGGGCCCAAAUCAUCAGAAAAAUCGACACAAUCAUUGGAGGACCUCACAUCGACGGCAACACCAGGAACGCCCAAAGGAAUUACACUAGGGAAGCAAAUGACCCACCAAUGAUCACUUACAUUGUCAACGAAUCCCAAGAGGCCAACAAGAUAGCUCCAAUUACCUUCUCCCAGGAAGAUGCACAAGGAGUUCACCACUCCCAUUGUGACGCAUUGGUUGUGAGAGCCGUAGUGGCUAGAAACGGACUCAAACGUAUGCUCAUCGACAAUGGCAGUUCGGUGAACAUACUGUUCGGCUCCACCUUUGACAAAAUGCAAAUUCAACCCAUGAUCGACCCACUAUUAGGAUUUACUGGAGACAGCAUCAUCCCAUGA